AAUAGAAAAACCAGCAGAAGUAGGUGAAAAGCAAAGGAGUAAAGAGAGAGAGAGAGAGAAGAAAACAAAUAGGUUGCCAUAGUAUUACGACAACCACUCUUGCUCUCUCUCUACCUAAUCUACUCCCCCAAAUUACCCCCCAUCCAGGCCAAAGAUACAGCCAAACCAGAGACAGAGAGACAGGGAGUGUGAUCUCUUUUUUGCUUCUUCGUCUCCAUCUGUCCUUUAUCGAAACCCUAGCUCUUCUCUUCCCGCUCCAGCAGCCAGAUCUCGGCGAGUUCGCCGCCACGGAUCCGAGUUGCCGCGACGCCUGGCUCGGAGGACUCGUCUUUGGUUUGAUUGCGGUCGCAAUGGCGCGGUCUCGCGGUUGAUGUUAGUGUCUCGCAAUGUCGGCUUCGUUGGCGGCGCUCGAGCGCCCCAGAGUCGGGGCUUCUAAUACGGUGUUCAAGAGUGGGCCACUUUUCAUAUCUUCAAAAGGGUUAGGCUGGAAGUCUUGGAAGAAGCGGUGGUUUAUCCUUACUCGCACUUCAUUGGUUUUUUUCAAAAAUGAUCCUAGUGCACUCCCCCAGAGGGGUGGUGAAGUAAAUCUUACUUUGGGGGGUAUCGACUUGAACAAUUCAGGGAGUGUUGUUGUUAGAGAAGAUAAAAAGCUUUUGACUGUACUGUUUCCUGAUGGACGUGAUGGACGGGCAUUUACCCUAAAGGCUGAGACGUCAGAGGACUUGUUUGAAUGGAAGACUGCCCUAGAACAUGCUCUUGCUCAAGCACCUAGUGCUGCCCUUGUGAUGGGACACAAUGGAAUCUUCCGUAAUGAUACUAAUGAUUCAAUUGAAGGAUCUUUUCAUCAAUGGAGGGAUAAGCGUCCUGUUAAAUCUAUGGUAGUUGGACGACCAAUUUUGUUAGCUCUGGAAGAUAUAGAUGGAGGCCCAUCUUUCCUUGAGAAAGCUCUUCGCUUUCUUGAGAAGUAUGGAACUAAAGUAGAAGGAAUUUUGAGACAGUCUGCAGAUGUUGAGGAGGUAGAUCGCAGGGUUCAAGAAUAUGAACAAGGUAAGAAUGAAUUUAGUCCCGAUGAGGAUGCUCAUGUUGUUGGUGACUGUGUUAAGCACGUGCUUCGGGAGCUACCCUCCUCUCCAGUUCCUGCAUCCUGCUGCACUGCUUUAUUGGAGGCAUAUAAAAUUGAUGGGAAGGAUGCUCGUCUGAGUGCAAUGAGAUCUGCUAUAUUGGAGACAUUUCCUGAACCGAAUAGGCGAUUGCUACAAAGAAUUCUGAAGAUGAUGCACACAAUAUCAUUACAUGCAUCAGAUAAUAGAAUGACUCCUUCUGCUGUUGCUGCUUGUAUGGCACCAUUGCUCUUACGCCCUCUUUUAGCUGGUGAGUGUGAGUUGGAUGAUGAUUUUGAUGGUAAUGGUGAUAAUUCUGCACAACUUAUUGCUGCCGCAAAUGCUGCUAAUAAUGCUCAAGCCAUCAUAACAACACUGUUGGAGGAGUAUGAGAACAUUUUUGAUGAUGAUAGCCUACAUAGAUGCUCUAUUUCAGCUGAUUCCCGGAUUGAUAACAGUGGCAGUGAAGAUUCAACUGAUGAUGAAAAUCUGGAUACAAAGGAGAAUGGUUACCAUGGUGCUGAAAAUGAAGUGGACCCAGAUACAGAUGGUGAUCCUGAUCGCGUACUCAGUGGGAAAUUGAGUGAAAGCAGUGGCUAUGCCGGCAGUGAUCUUUAUGACUAUAAGGCUUUUGGAGGUGAUGAUUCAGAUGGUGGAUCUCCCAUAAAUAAUCUUAUAUCAGCUGAAAAAACAAUUCCACCUGUAGAUUCUCGGUCACCUCAGUCGCAUAGAGAGUCCAAUAUUCAAUUUGUUGAUCAGCAAGGCCGACAGAAACCAAAUGAGAACAAGAUUGACAGUCCUAGUGCUCUGGUUGGUAGUGAGUCUCAUCGAUCGAUGGGGGAGAUACUAUCUUCUAUGGAUCAAGGUCUACCUCAAUCUGUAGUUGGUCCUGAAUCAAGUGGUGAAAAGUCAGCAAACAAACUUACAAACUCUGCACUCAAUGUUAAGCGGUCAACAUUUUGGGGAAGAAGCACCGCUAGGAAGACCCUUUCGAUGGAAUCAAUUGAUUCUUCUGGAGAGGAAGAACUGGCUAUACAAAGACUUGAGAUUACCAAAAAUGAGCUGCGAAACAGGAUUGCAAAAGAGGCUAGAGGAAAUGCAAUUUUGCAAGCAAGCUUAGAAAGAAGGAAACAGGCUUUGCAUGACCGUCGCUUGGCACUUGAACAAGAUGUUUCAAGACUGCAAGAGCAGUUGCAAGCUGAGAGAGAUCUGCGUGCUGCUUUGGAGGUUGGGUUGAGCAUGUCUUCAGGACAAUUUUCGAGUUCUCGUGGUAUGGAUUCGAAGACAAGGGCUGAACUUGAGGAGAUUGCCCUUGCUGAAGCAGAUGUUGCCAGGUUGAAGCAGAAAGUUGCUGAACUCCAUCAUCAACUAAAUCAGCAACGUCAACAUCACUAUGGCUCCCUGUCUGAUGCAUCUGAUCGCUAUCAACUUAUCCAAAAUAAUAUUCCUCAACAGAAAUAUUUUCAGCAAGAUUUUGAUAUGACCCUUGCUUUUGUCAACCAUGAAAGGAAACAAAGAACUGAGGAGGGUUUAUUAGGUCCAGAGUUGAGGAACACUAAAGGGCAGAUGUUAACAUCCGGCAGUGGUAGCAGGCAGCCUGCUAAGAAGCAAUUCAUGGACUCUGCUAGCUUUAGUGAUUCUAAAAGUACAGAGGCAUCCACAAGUAUAUCUAUGGAUGAGCUUUGUGCUGCUGAUUCUGCCUCCAUACCUUCCACUUCAAGAGCAGCGGAGGUGUUGGAGUAUCCCCGACAUCCAUCCUCCGUAGCAUCCUCCGCUUUGGUAGAAUUAACAACCCGGCUUGACUUCUUUAAGGAACGACGUUCUCAGCUGAUGGAACAACUCCACAACCUGGAUCUAAACUAUGGUACAACAUCUUCGCAAGAUUUUACAUAUAAACCAUCAUCUCCUCCAUGGAACUGAUUGACGAUGAUGUUCAUUAUGCUGUUGAGUGGCCGACAUCUGGCAUUUGUAUAUUCCUGUACUGCUGCAUAUAUUGCGUGCCUGCAGCCCCAUGUUGGGAUUUCUCCAUUUCUUUUUUAUUUUUCUAGAUUUAACAUCCUGUCCCUUUUUUGUAGUAGAGAACUUGAUUCUGGAGCAAUGUUGGACGUUUAUUUAUUCUUGGUUGUAGAUUGUCUUUUGGUUCCUCCUUUUGUUUUUUUGGGUCUUUUGGCUUAGUGUCUUUUUGGUUGUUCCUUCCAUUUACUGUGUUAUCAACAGCGUAACGAUAGUAUUAUUCUUGUCUCUUGUCUGAUGUAUAUGAGUGGGUUUAAGUUGAGAAACUGCCGCUCGGGGACCUGUUUCUCCUUUGGGGUCAUUUGUCAAGCGAGUUAACACUUGUUUUGUAAUAUAAAUUUAUCCAUGUAAUAAUGCAAUACUAUUGCUUUGUUUU
This is a messenger RNA of Diospyros lotus (date-plum), 3489 nucleotides long. RefSeq names its product rho GTPase-activating protein 7. The coding region runs from base 387 to 3020 and encodes 877 amino acids. NCBI's taxonomy places the organism in Eukaryota, Viridiplantae, Streptophyta, Magnoliopsida, Ericales, Ebenaceae. Gene Ontology annotation, biological process: signal transduction. The transcript has 22 exons. The record is from RefSeq and is a predicted model, not a curated record.